AAAAAAUUAAAAAUAUCCUGAAAUAAACCAACCUAUGUCGCUAGUACGACCUAUAUCAUAGAAUCAAACCACGACUACUAUGCAUCUGCCGUCUGCGUUUUAAUAUGGAGCGUCUAUUCCAACAAGACGAUCAUGCCAGGCAGAGAAUUCGUUUUCCCAAUCCAAAUCUCUUCUUCCAGCUUUCUCUUCUUCCCCAAGAUAUCCUUUUCGAAAUUCUUAUUCGACUUGGUGCCAAAUCUCGAGGGAAGCUAUGCUGCGUUUCCAAAUCCUUCCGUUCCAUAAUCACUGGUCCAAGUUUCGUCGAGUUUCACCGGAAUUGGUCCACGGCGUCUGACCGCGGCACAACCAUACUCUUCUCUAUUUCAGCUCCGGUUGAUACUCCUAAAUCUGAUGACUUCACGGACAAAUCCGCGUGGUUCAAGUACUGUUCCCCGCCGGAGGAGUUUUACACCAUAAAUUACAAAUCUCACCAAGGAAAUCAGCCCCUUGAAGCAAAACGUGUUAGGCACAUGGACAAAGUUGGCAACUUCAGCGAAUUCCGAUACGGGUCUUCCGCGGGAGAUCUGAUAUGUCUCUCCGACUGCCUUGAUGGAGGAAAAGGGGUGAUUUGCAACCUCAGAUCCGGACAACAGACUGCCCUCCUGACAACAACUCCGGAUUGGGCCGUUUAUCAGACCAAUGCUUUCGUGCUCUUGGGAUUCGACAGCUCCUCCGCAACAUACAAAGUUUUGAAAUCGGAAUUUGGUGACCCUACCGUCAAGCACUGGGUGUUGACACUGGGCGUGGAUGCAACCUGGCGGGAGAUCAACUCCUCUGCGCAAUUUUACCCUGGUUGCCAUUACAACACUAGUGUUUGCAUAAAUGGUGUUCUCUAUUUCUACAAUGGGAGGCGGACGAAAGCAGCAGUCCGUGACUUUCCCAUUGUGGCAUUCGAUCUCAGAUCGGAGACUUUCCGCCUGAUUGCUCUCCCUCAGGCCAAAAGUGUAAUGGAAGCUAUGGAACAAGGUGAUAUGGCAAAAUCCUCUUUUGUAGAAUUGGACGGACGGUUUACUGUCAUUCGUAUCUUUCAAAACAUGCUUAUUACCUGGAGUUUGGAUAUGGUGGCGAACUUGGCCGCGUGCUGGAAGAAACACAAUUUCCUUCUUCCAUUUGAGCUGCAUGGGCCGUUUCAGGUGGCCGGAAGUAAAACUUUUUGCACUCUUACAACAAUUCCCACCGGGGAAAUAGUGGUUUUAACUCGCACGGGUGAGACAUGUUCUGUUUGGGUACUGUUUGAUAAGUUUGGACCAGAAGGCCUGAUUUGGAAGAAAUUUGGAAUCAACGGACUCGGAGACUUUCCUAAUUAUGAUGUCCAGGCAUUCAAAGCUGUAAUGGUGCAAAAUCUUGCUGAAAAUGUCUUGCACCCCGAAUAGGCCGGACAUAAUGGUUAGUUAGAUGAGUAAAUAUAAUUAUUAUAUAAGCAUUUGUUAUAUACAAUUGAUCACAAUAAUGUUCUUAAAAAUGUAUUCCAUUGCACAAACUUUGGUUACAUGUAGUUAUUUAUUCAUGUCUUAAUUACAAGCGUAGUUUUAUCUUGUUUAGAUUAGAUAGUCAAGAACGCAUGCGUCUAGGUGCAAGGAAAAUGAGUUCACUAUUUGUUGUCGAGACCUAAAUUUUAACAGGCGAUACAAAUUUGUAGUUCUGGUGCAAAAGAAAAAGAGACCUAUUAAAUCUUCAUAAGAAAAAAAUCAGAAUUUGAAAGAUGAGAUUUGUUUUUUGUUUUUUAAUUUGGGAUGAAUGUAUAUUCCUAGGUGUACGUUGUAGCAAUAAAAAAAUGAACAACCAAAGCACAUGUUUCCUUCUCUGUGACCAAAUCUUGCAUACUGUUGUCAUCUUGAAGUAUUGCAGUUGUUAGAAGGGAGUAGAACAAAUUCCAAACAAGAAUAGAGCAUAAAUGAGUAAAGGGUCAAUUUGGUCCCUGAAGUUGCAUAAAAGGGGUCAAAUAAGUCCUUAUAUAGAAGGUUCUAUUCGUCCGUCGCCAUUUGGGCGGUUCCCGGUGGAAUUUUUUGAUGAAUUUUUUUGAGCAUCUUAUUCAGCAAGUCUAGUUCACUCAUACCAAAGUUCAGAUAAAAAUUCAAUCGCGAAGACAUUCAAAUGAAUUCUUGAAGAUAACUGUGCAGUUAAAGACGCAGUUAUCAUCAAAAAUUCAUUUGAAUGCCUUCCCGAUUGAAUGUUUAGCUGAGAUUUGGUAUGAGUAAACUACACUUAAUGAAUAAGAUGUUAAAAAAAUUUAUCAAAAAAUUCCACCGGAAACCGCCUCAAAUGGCACAUACGGACAUAAUCUUCUAUAUAAGGACUUAUUUGACCCCUUUUAUGCCAACUUUGAGGACCAAACUGACCCUUUACUCGAACAUAAAUAAAUUCUACUGUUACUUUCGACCAUGGGUUAUUUUCAGUCACAUACUCACAUGGUCAUUUUGAAAAUUUUAUUCAAAAGUUGGGUUUGUUUGGGAUAACAGAUAGUUUGAAUUAUUUAAAUAAAAAUCUAUAAAUACAUAAAAGCAAUCCUACUUUUUACUGUUGUCUCAAUCUCUUGCCUAACAUUAUUCUGCAUCUCAACCGUCCAUCUCAACAGCCCGUCCAUUAAACAACAUCUCAUCGUCCUGGUCUCUUGGAUUCACUUCAACCUCCAUGAGAAAUCAUUGUUUUUCUAUCCCUAAUCAAACAUUCCGCUUCAACUAAACCCUUAUCUACCCUCACCUUCAUCGGAAUCAUCCCAACCGUGUGAAGCAGAAACUUACACAAUUGAUCAGAAUCAUUUCCAAUCCUUAUCAAACAUUUUUUAUUUGAUUGUUCAAGAAAAACAACGAUGGAGAACAUCGUGCGAAGCAGAAAUUCAUCAUUGAAGACCAUAAAACAAAGAAGAAGAAGAAUAAGGUUUCAAAGAAGCAGAGAUGCCUCCUUGCUCUCGCAGCAAGCAAAGGUGGAUCGCCCUGUAACAGAGUGGUGUUCAACGAGCUAUUCACUAGGCAAGAAAUGGUGUUCCACAGAUUGCGAUUAUAAGGCGUUUGAAUGCUCUUCUAUUUAUACUUCAUAUCAGUUGUAUGCUAUUCACGCCAGUGGAACGCCAUUUCCCUGAAUCCGAUUAAAUCUCUUUUCUUCCAAGAAUGAUGUUCACUGUUUCCGCUUCUCUGAACAUAGGACAACUGUACAUGCAUUCAAGUUUUAAAACAAGAAUAGCAGGCAGAGAUGGAGAGACAUGAUAUGAAGCAAAAUCUGGGCUUGGAAGAACAGGGGCAGAAGCCUCCGUGGGUUUACUGAAGGCGGAGACGGGCUUGAGCCCACCUUUGUGGGAUGGUUGCGGGAUGCUUAAUUAAUAUUUAUUCUUUUUAAUUAUCCUGAUUUCUUUCCUAUUAGGAGUUAAUUAGGAUCUCUAUUAUUCUGUUUCCUAGUUGGAGUUGAUUAGGAUCUCUAGGAUUUUGUUUCCUAGUUUAAGAGUUAGUAGAUGGGUAUUUAAACCCCUUGUUACGAUUCAUUCUGGCUCAUCUAGGAAUAAAAUUGGAGUUUAGCCUUUUGGCUUUGGGCAACGGUAUUUUUAUCGUUGAUUGUCUGGACAACUGUUCACCCGUUGAUUUUAUUUUUCUGCUUCACAACAAGACACUUCCAUGUGCACGCAUGCAAGUUUUAAGAGGCACAGUUGGGUUAAAUUCCCGUGAAAUAAUUAAUCAAAAGGGUUGACCUUUUUAAGAGCCCG
Messenger RNA from Cuscuta epithymum, 3733 nucleotides. The record is from the annotation of a GenBank genome assembly. NCBI's taxonomy places the organism in Eukaryota, Viridiplantae, Streptophyta, Magnoliopsida, Solanales, Convolvulaceae.